AUGUUGAAGCCGUUGUUCGGAAAAGCGGAUAAAACGCCGGCCGACGUGGUGAAAAACUUGCGCGACGCUCUUCUCGUUAUCGAUCGGGUAGGAAAAUUAUCGUUAGAACUCCAAAAAGAGCAUCGGAUUCUAGGCCAACUUGGCCAAUUUGCGACUUUCGAUUACUGUCCCUAUAAAAAAACGUGUUCAUUGCAGCACACCUCGUCGCAAAACGAGCGUAAAGUGGAGAAAGCGAUCGAAGAGACGGCGAAAAUGCUGGCGCUGGCAAAGACGUUCAUCUACGGAUCUGACGCGAAUGAGCCAAACAACGAGCAGGUCACCCAGCUCGCCCAGGAAGUCUACAAUGCAAAUGUGCUGCCGAUGCUCAUCAAGCACCUCCACAAGUUCGAGUUCGAGUGCAAGAAGGACGUCGCGUCGGUGAGCGCCUCUUUUUCUCGAUUUUUUCCGUAAACUCCUCAUUUUGAGGUGUUCAACAACUUGCUCCGCCGUCAAAUCGGCACCAGAUCGCCGACCGUCGAGUACUUGGCCGCCAGACCCGAAAUUCUCAUCACUCUUCUUCUCGGGUCAGCUUUUUUCCAGGGUUGAUACGGAACAACAUCUCGCCGGUAGCCUCCUCCCAUCCAAAUUCGCAUUUGCAGAUACGAGCAGCCGGACAUUGCGCUGACGUGCGGCUCGAUGCUGCGAGAGGCGGUCCGCCACGAACACCUCGCCCGAAUCGUGCUCUACUCGGACUACUUCCAGCGCUUUUUCGUGUUCGUCCAGUCGGACGUGUUCGACAUCGCCACCGACGCCUUCUCGACUUUCAAGGACCUCAUGACGAAGCACAAGAACAUGUGCGCCGAGUAUUUGGACAACAACUACGAUCGGUUUUUCAGUACGUUUUCCCCCUUUUGUUUAAAAGACCAGGAAAGCCUUCGAGUUUAUGUGUCUGUCUAAAUUGCUUCUGUCCGAGUCCCAACGCGCAGAAAUGCCAAUGGACGGAACAGCGCUUUUUUAAAGUUUUGGCAGUGGCCUACAAAACUCCUUGGUCAUUGGACGGCGCCAAACAUUCACAAAAAUCAGCAGCCAUAAAUAAAUAGAGCAAGAGAAUCCAACUGCUAACAGGGAAGAGUUUUCACACCCGAGUUUUCUAUGCCACCCACGGCCACAACUUUAAUGCUGAAAAAGGAGAAUUGAAUUUUUUUUUUGCAGGCCAAUACGCGGCGUUGACCAACUCGGAGAACUACGUGACGAGAAGACAGUCGCUGAAAUUGCUCGGAGAGCUCCUCCUCGACCGCCACAAUUUCAGGUAGCAAAGUUUUUGAGAGGAACAUGUUGAAAAGUCAAGUUGAAAAUGGAGAUUUCUGAAAGAGAAGAAGACAUUUCAGCGAGAUAGCAUUUUAUUUUUCUAAAAACGGGUUUUGCAGCACGAUGAACAAGUACAUCACGAGUCCGGAGAAUUUGAAGACGAUUAUGGAGUUGUUGAGGGACAAACGACGCAAUAUUCAGUACGAGGCGUUCCACGUUUCAAGGUUCGCGCAUUUUCCUGCAAAACGUAUUUCGUUGUUCAGAUUUUCGUGGCGAACCCGAACAAGCCGCGCCCGAUUACGGACAUUCUGAAUCGGAACCGCGACAAACUCGUCGAAUUCCUGACCGCGUUCCACAACGACCGCACCAACGACGAGCAGUUCAACGACGAGAAGGCCUACCUGAUCAAGCAGAUCCAGGAGCUCCGCGCUUAA
Messenger RNA from Caenorhabditis sp. 36 PRJEB53466, 1721 nucleotides. The record is from the annotation of a GenBank genome assembly. Lineage: Eukaryota; Metazoa; Nematoda; Chromadorea; Rhabditida; Rhabditidae.